CCCAACGAAUCGAUCCCCUCUCCUCCUCUCGUAGGUCCAACGAAUACUCGCCCACCCAGAUCAAUUCCCCUCUCUACCUCUCUCCCCAGUCCCAACCCCCGCAGAUCCUCCGCGAUUGAUGAGUAUUCUUCCCCCACACUCUUGCUGGCGCGAUUUGGAUGCGAGGGAGCUCGGCCGCGAGCCUUCUCUCCGAUCUCCCCGCCGUAAGGCCUCCGCCGCCUCUCGCCUCUCGCCGCCACACAUAGGCCGAUGGGCUAGGGAGCUGGCCCUCCUCCACCUGCGCUCGCCAGCGGCGGGCCGGAGCCUUUCUGGAUCUGCCCCUCUGCUCUCGCUUUACAAGCCUACGCCCCCGUAGGCAGCUGUUGGAGCCUACUAUUACCGUUGAUUCCCCUCUGAACCUGCUAUACUGGGUUAUCACUGUACACUUCUUGUUGCUUCUCGGAUGAUCAGACCUGCCGAUCGUGGAUGCUGCGUCGUCAACCAGCUUACGCUAGAAUCUCCUCUUUGUUCGGUUAACUAGCUAUCAUUACUCAGACACUACCGUGCGAGAUUCUAGCUUAUCCCGGGCCUCCUGUUAAUGCGAGCGGGCAGGAAACAGACUAAAAAAAGCCAGUUUUGAUUCUGUUCUUCGCGUUUGGAUAUCCAAUUUUCAGGGACAUAUUCCUGGCAACACUCUGCCUGUAAAAGAUACUCUCUGCCCAGAGUUGAUUUAUCAGUGUUAAUGUUAAUAGUGGUGGGGAGAGCAGGCGUUACAUAUCCUGAUCUGCCCAGACAGCUGGAAAGAUGGGUUCCUCGCAGGAAUCCACAUUUUCAUCGGCCUCAACAGCCGCGCAGGUGAAUGCUCUGGACUUGCUACCGGUCUAUGCUAAGGAGCUUAUUGCUGGCGGUGCAGCCGGUGCGUUCGCAAAGACUGCGGUGGCGCCACUAGAGAGGGUCAAGAUCUUGCUGCAGACUAGAACCCAGGGGUUUCAGUCCCUUGGGAUCGUUCGAUCCUUGAGGAAGUUGUGGCAGUACGAGGGAACCCGAGGUUUCUACAAAGGGAAUGGUGCAAGUGUGCUUAGGAUUGUUCCAUAUGCGGCAUUGCAUUACAUGACAUAUGAGCAGUAUAGGUGCUGGAUACUGAAUAAUGCUCCGUCCGUGGGCACAGGACCUGUGGUUGAUCUCUUGGCUGGCUCAGCUGCCGGCGGAACUGCAGUUCUGUGUACCUACCCUUUAGACUUGGCUAGGACCAAGCUGGCAUACCAGGUUUCAAAUGUAGCCCAACCUGGGAAUCCUUUGGGAAAUUCUGGCCAGCAACCAGUAUAUAAUGGUGUAAAGGAUGUUUUUAAAACUGUUUAUAAGGAAGGAGGUGCACGAUCUCUGUACCGUGGAAUAGGUCCAACCUUGAUCGGCAUUCUUCCAUAUGCUGGCCUAAAAUUUUACAUCUACGAAGACCUAAAAUCUCGUGUUCCAGAAGAUUACAAGAGAUCUGUUAUAUUGAAGCUUUCUUGUGGUGCUUUGGCUGGUCUUUUUGGACAAACCCUCACUUAUCCACUGGAUGUCGUCCGAAGGCAAAUGCAGGUCCAGAACAAGCAGCCCCUGAAUGCAAAUGAUUCCUUCCGCAUAAGAGGGACAUUUCAGGGUCUCUUGCUUAUCAUUCGGUGCCAAGGUUGGAGACAACUCUUCGCUGGCUUGAGCCUUAACUAUGUGAAGGUUGUCCCUUCAGUUGCUAUUGGUUUCACAACAUAUGACAUGAUGAAAAAUUUGCUUGGAGUACCUCCACGCGAGAGAGCUCAUCCAUCAACCGGUAACAAUAACAAAUGAAGCAGCAUCGACCUACUUGUGUUGUAGGUCUCGUUGUAAAUCAUAUCGCUGGGUAGCAUAUGGUGGCUAUUAAUUGAAUCUUCAACUUUAAAUUUGUGAGAAGGGCAGCUCAGUCAAGUGCAUGAGCUACUCCUACAGACUUGGAUAUGAUUGUAUACCGAUUGUGCUGCUCCGAUAAGUGAAUCGAGAUAAAGAAUUUUAUUUGUGAUUGUCCUGCAUCUGCAAUAAACUAUGAUUUGAGCUG
Molecule: messenger RNA, 2047 nt
Organism: Lolium rigidum
Lineage: Eukaryota; Viridiplantae; Streptophyta; Magnoliopsida; Poales; Poaceae
Product: mitochondrial carrier protein CoAc1
Exons: 7
Coding region: 784-1803 (339 amino acids)
Biological process (GO): transmembrane transport
Source: RefSeq, a predicted model, not a curated record